CCGCGGCUUCACCAGACUUGCACUCUGCUGAUCUGCGAAAAGAGUAGUUUCCAGGUGAAGUGGCAUGUCUUUGCACAGAUUCGGCGUUUAUCCGCUUGAGGAGGAAUGAAUAAUUAAAAGUGCGGAUCGCGGCGUGAAUCGGGGCGGCGGUGCUUUUCAGACAUCACUUGGGAUUGGAAGGAGGUUCGUACUAUUCAGCGGCUGCCGUUUGGGAACGAGGUCUAGCCCCCUCCAGCACGGGCAUGGCGUCUGGGCUGUGAACCUACAUUAACUUGGCGUUUCAAUGACCGUUUCAGCCAGCGGCUGGCAGAGGAGACACGUGUCAGGGGCAGCUUUGGGGGAAGAGAGGCGAAGGUGGUCUAAAGCUGUGUGAAGAGCCAUUGAGAUUGCAUCUGCCAUUGACCUAUUGUGGUGAUAGGCAAAUCACAAUUCAACAUCAUGACAAAGAAAUGAAGGUUUAACAAUGGGGAGUAGUAAGAGCAAGCUGAAAGACCCAUCUCAGAAACCAAAGGCUGGAGACAACAGCAUUUCUUCCAGUACACAGAAUCUACGUUAUGGUCUUGAGCCAUCACAAGAGUCCCACACAACCCCCGCUAAAACGUCGGGUGUGGAUGAAAACAGCUCCACUAUCACACCAUUUGGAGGGACCACGGAAUUAACACUAUUUGGAGGAGUUAUUUCAUCUAAUGCAUCUUCACCGUCGCAACGAACGGGCCAAUUGGCAGGUGGAGUGACCACAUUUGUGGCAUUGUACGAUUACGAUUCCAGGACCGUGAGUGACCUUUCCUUUAAGAAGGGGGAGCGACUGCAGAUCGUUAACAACACGGAAGGUGAUUGGUGGUUAGGCCGGUCCCUCACUACAGGAAACACUGGAUACAUCCCCAGCAAUUACGUUGCACCUUCUGACUCCAUUCAGGCUGAAGAGUGGUAUUUUGGGAAGAUUACUCGAAGGGAAUCAGAACGAAUGUUACUAAGCCCUGAAAAUCCCAGAGGUACCUUUCUGGUCAGAGAGAGUGAGACUACAAAAGGUGCUUAUUGCUUAUCCGUGUCGGACUAUGACAAUGCAAAAGGCCUGAAUGUGAAGCACUACAAGAUUCGCAAACUGGACAAGGGUGGCUUCUACAUUACAUCACGAACACAGUUUGAUAACCUGCAGCAGCUGGUAGUCCACUACUCAAAACACUCUGAUGGCUUGUGUCAUCGGCUGACAACAGUCUGUCCAACAGUGAAACCGCAAACCCAGGGAUUAGCCAAAGAUGCUUGGGAGAUCCCACGGGAAUCAUUGAGGUUGGAAGUGAAGCUUGGGCAGGGUUGCUUCGGAGAAGUGUGGAUGGGAACUUGGAAUGGAACAACAAAAGUAGCAAUUAAGACUUUAAAGCCUGGUACAAUGUCUCCAGAAGCUUUCUUGCAGGAGGCACAAAUCAUGAAGAAACUUCGUCAUGAUAAACUGGUCCAGUUGUACGCUGUUGUCUCUGAAGAACCAAUCUACAUUGUUACAGAGUACAUGAGCAAAGGAAGUUUGUUGGAUUUCCUCAAAGGAGAGAUGGGCAAAUACUUGAGACUUCCACAGCUGGUUGAUAUGGCUGCUCAGAUCUCGGCUGGCAUGGCGUAUGUCGAAAGGAUGAAUUAUGUUCACCGAGACUUACGAGCAGCGAACAUUCUUGUGGGUGAAAGCCUUGUGUGUAAGGUCGCUGAUUUUGGCCUGGCUCGACUGAUUGAAGACAAUGAAUACACAGCUCGGCAAGGAGCUAAAUUCCCUAUCAAGUGGACGGCACCGGAAGCUGCACUUUAUGGACGGUUUACUAUCAAAUCUGAUGUGUGGUCGUUUGGAAUUCUGAUGACUGAAUUAGCUACAAAGGGCAGAGUACCAUAUCCAGGAAUGGUAAACCGGGAGGUCCUGGAUCAGGUGGAACGUGGUUAUCGAAUGCCGUGCCCUCCCGAUUGUCCCGAGUCCCUCCAUGAUCUCAUGAUCCAGUGCUGGAAGAAGGAGCCAGAAGAGAGACCGACCUUUGAGUAUUUGCAGGCCUUCCUAGAAGAUUACUUUACUUCUACAGAACCCCAGUACCAGCCAGGAGAAAACUUAUAGGCUCAGUCACUGAAGGUAGCAUUGGAGACCGUGUGCAGCUUGAAAAAUGCAAAAAUUCAAUCAGCCUAGCUGCACGCCGCCCUUAAAUCGGCUUAAUAACUGGAAUUCCCGUGCACUGUGCACUAAUUCAUUUUUGCAUAUUCUUCCACAGUGUAUAGCUAAUUUUGUUUAUGAGGCACUAUAGAUAUUUAAUUUGAAUUUCAACACCUAUUGAUGGUUAAGGUUCUGACUGAAGAGGUAAUGAAGAAUUUCCUUGUACAAACAAAGGCAAAAUACCAAAUAAGAAAUUCUGUCUCCUUAAUUGAUUUUUAACCUCUCAAACCUCUGACUGUCCCUUCUAUAGUUUACCUACAAAAACAAAUCUAGAAUGUUAUCUUUACAGCAGCAUUUCCUUCUACGAUUGGGAAAGUAUAGUAAUCCAACCAAGGAUUAAAACACACUAGAGGUCUAUCAUGCUUUUGGUGACAGACUAGUUACUCUAGAGAAAAAUGUUCUUGUAUACAAUUUACUUAACUGGAAAUUGCAACAACAUUAGGACAUUUUGCACAUUUCCUUUUUAGUAUUUUUGGUAUAACAUGCUUUUAUUAUUAUUUAUAUUUUAAUCCGUAUAAAUUGUAGAGAACUAAUUCUGAUUAAUAUGAUGGUAAAGCCUACUUAUUUCAGUGUUUUGUCUCCCCUGUGGUACUUUAUGUAUAUAAUGUUUUUUUUUGCUGAUGAGAGGAACGAAAACAUUGGAUAAGCUGCCAUCUUUUCUGACUUGAUAUAGCAAUAAUGUGUUCAAGAUAAUGAAACAUUUUGCUGUUUCUUAAGAAUAAUAAGUGAGUUGGUUGGCUUGCAGAGAUAGUAUUAAUUGGUUAUAGCAGACAUAUUAGGCAACCAUGAUAAUCGCAUUGUGGUUUCAGUUGAAUAUGUGUGUGUGCAAACCCAGGCCCAUUGUAGUAGGUGUCCUCAGGACUACCAUCUAGUGGUCAAUGUGAAUAUGAGACAAGCAGUUCUGUUUUCCAGACAGAAUUAAUGAGGUGCCAAACACGAAUGCUUAUUACAGACGCACAUUUAAUGCCACUGGAUAUAUGAAAAUUUGCAGAAUACCAUGGUAAAAAUCUUUUUAUUGCAAAUAAAUCAGCCUCAAUAAAUAUUCGCUUAGUUUGAAGCCAAAUGAGUACACCUUUGGCCAUUGUUAUGUGAAUAUUAAAAUAUGCAUUUGUGUGAAAAUUCUUUGUCCUAGAGAUGUUAACCCAUUCAUUUUAAACCUGUUAACAUUGUUAAAAAGGAAUUGCAUACAAAUCCAUAAAUUAUUCAGCACUAAUAUUUGCACAGUGGGAUUUCAAGGCCGUGGAUUUUAAGGUGAUAGAAGUAUUUUUGCACAGGCUGUAAUAUAUAUUCUGUUUUGCACACUUUACCAGGAUUGCAUUGUAGAGAUUUUCUCAUACUCUGCAGAAUGUCUGAAAACAUGUUUCACUGGGUGUUGAAGGUUGUUUCUUUGAUGGGCAAUGACAAUUUACUUCUGUGAUCAUCAAUUUAUUGUUGAUAGCCAAGUAAAGGUCAGCUGAGGGAGUCAGGCGUGGGAAUUGAGCAUCAAUGGACACUAUUGCUAUGGGUACAAACUAUAUAUGUUGGACUGCAUUAGAAUAGCAACGAUCUGUUGUAAUGCAAAGACUGGGGGGGGGGAUCAUAACUUUAUUGAUGGCUCUUUAUUGAAUCACCUGUAAUUUAUGUGCUGUAUCAAGACGUUUAUAAAGUUGGAUCCAAAGAGUUUAGUUUCCAUAAAAUGCUGUAAUGAGCUAUGUUCCAAGAAGGCUCCCUCAUUUCCCCACAAAAAAAAAUGAUGUUCCUCCUGUUAAUUAGUUCUAUUUUAACCUGUGUUACCUUAAUUUCACUACAAUAAUUUCUGAUCAGAAUAGAGUUUUAGCAGUAUCUUCACUGGUAGUUGGUCAAACUAAUGAAUUAGUGGAAACAUUUUGUCUCCCUUCGUAGCUGCCUUCUCAAAAAAAGCAAACUGCUUUCACGUGCGUUGGGAAGAACAGGCUCUGCCUUCUGUUCUUCAGAUCAGCACAAAGAUGGAGAUUGAGAUGGUGAAAUGAAUAGAAGACAAGUGAAUGAUCGUGUGGAAAUUAUCCCAACUUCCUCAUCAUUAGCUGAAUAAUCUUGGCUCUUAAUUCAUGCAAAGUGAAUUUUAGCUAACAUGCUAAUACAAGUUCAGUUUGAACAGCACAUUAAGUGUUUUGUUUCCUUUUCAGGCUGACUAUCAAGCUAACAAUAAUCAGUGCAUGAGAGUUCAGAUUUUGGAAAAUAUAGGCAAGAAAUGGUACAAUUGAAAAAUCUUGUUAAUAAUCCUCUGUGAAUUCCUAAUGAGUGUGAAUAAUUUGUUAUUCAUUAGCUACUAACUGUAGUUGGUAAUGCCUCUUAAAUCACAGGCCUAUCUCUUGUCAUUGUCUCACUGUGAUCAAAGACUGCACAGAAUCUUAAGGAUGCAUUUGGAAUGAAACAAUGUGUGGGGGAAAAGGAAAAUGAAGUUUGUGCUGAAUUGAGAAAAUGUUUUAGCUAGCUUGGUGAAUUGAGGACCAAGGUCACUGGAGUUAAAUGGAAUAGGUUCAGUCAGUCCUUUGUAUAUAAUAUAAAGUAUUACAAGAUUUUAGGGCAAAAUGUAUGCUGUUCAAGUUUUCACUUCCCAGCUGCAGCUGUUUCAAGACAGCACAACAACGUAGUGGUUAGCAUACCACUCUACAGUACCAGCAACCCGGGUUUAAUUCCGGCCACUGUCGGUGAGGAGUCUAUACAUUCUCCCCAUGAACACAUGGGUUUCCUCCCACAGUCCAAAGACGUACUGGUUGAUAGGUUAAUUGGUCAUUGUAAAUUGUCCCAUGAUUAGGCUCGGGUUAAAUUAGGUGUUGCUGUGCGGCAUAGCUCAAAGGGCCUAGUCCGCUCUGUAUCCGAACAAACAAAUAAAAAUUGGUAAAACAGCUACUAAAGUGAUUUUCAUAAUUUCUCUUUGAUGCUCUGUUUUUUAAUUAUCUAUAAUACUGAAAUUCCACGUUUUUUCUUUAUGAAAAGAAUGAAUUGUGUAUGCAAUGUUUUGUUAUUAUGGUACUUAAGACUUACGAUGUACACAUUCCCAAGGCCUGUGCAGAGAAUAUAUUGAUUUUCAAUUAUUAAUUAAUUUUUUUUUACAAAAAAUGCAAUCUUUGCAUUUUGAAAACCUUAAUAUUCACCUUUAUAUAUGUAUUUCCACAUAUUUCUGCUGUGUAUAAUUAUGUUUGGGUGUAAGCUCUUUUGUAAUUUUGGGGAAGGGUGGGGAGUAAGUUUUUUUUUGCAAAUUCAUGUUCCAUUUUUGUGCAAUUAAACAAAAAAUGAUUAAGCUA
Hypanus sabinus (Atlantic stingray) is the source of this 5445-nucleotide messenger RNA. RefSeq names its product proto-oncogene tyrosine-protein kinase Src-like. The record is from RefSeq and is a predicted model, not a curated record. Gene Ontology annotation, biological process: innate immune response; osteoclast development; bone resorption. Gene Ontology annotation, cellular component: extrinsic component of cytoplasmic side of plasma membrane. Lineage: Eukaryota; Metazoa; Chordata; Chondrichthyes; Myliobatiformes; Dasyatidae. Gene Ontology annotation, molecular function: growth factor receptor binding; ATP binding; non-membrane spanning protein tyrosine kinase activity. The coding region runs from base 464 to 2086 and encodes 540 amino acids. The transcript is spliced from 13 exons.